This is a messenger RNA of Caenorhabditis remanei, 1587 nucleotides long. RefSeq lists its product as uncharacterized. The coding region runs from base 1 to 1587 and encodes 528 amino acids. The record is from RefSeq and is a predicted model, not a curated record. The transcript has 3 exons. NCBI's taxonomy places the organism in Eukaryota, Metazoa, Nematoda, Chromadorea, Rhabditida, Rhabditidae.
AUGAGUACCGAUUGCUCAUCUCCAUCACCACCAGCAACAUCAGGACUCCAAGCACCAACUCUUCCAGAAGCCCCUGAAAUCCAAAUGGAAGUUGAGGAGACGUCACCGGGAGCGUCGGAAGCGUCGCCAGAGGCACCAACGGCUCCCGCCACUCCAGAAUCUCCGGAUUCUUCACCAGGAUCUCCCGACGAGGGAAUGGAUGUUACAGAAGGGGAACCAUCGACUUCUGAUGCCACAGCAGUCGUCCCUCACCCAGGAAAUAUCGAUAUGGCUGAGGUUUUCAGAAACAAUCAACUAGCCCUCCAAGCGCUUAUCGCCGGCGGAACUCUCAGCGAUAAUCCAACUCUUGCCAUAUCCAAACUCUUCAGCGCUGUCGGUCUCCUUCCACAAGUGAAAACAGAACCAGGAGCACCGGAGCCAAAGAAAGCGAGACUGAAGGUCUUUUCCAACGGGUUCUUCAUGACAUUCGACAAAAUUUCUUCGUGUAAAAUGAAGCAUUUCUGGAGAUGCGAGUACAAGAACACUUGCAAAGCUCGUAUGCAUACAGAUAUUGAGAGCGAGAAGAUUGUGACCUAUAUCCACGAUCACAAUCAUACUCCACCAACUCCCGAAGAAGUGAGACUCUAUGGAAUUGAUCCGACGUCAGUCGAGAGAAAUCGUGUCUAUAUCGUUGGCAAUGUAGCUGAUACAAACGCCCGUAGAAAGAUUCGCAAGCAAGUGGCAGACAGAGAAGCGGCAGCGAAACGUCUUGAAGAGCAAAAGAAGGCGGAACUGCAAAAGCAACAAAACGAGGCGACGAUUAAGGCGGCUCAAGAGGCGUACGCACGGGCCAUCUCCAGUGGAGCCAUCUCUGGCGGAGCCAUUUCUCAGCGCUCGCCAAUGGCCGCGGCCGCUUCACUUCUUCAGUCGGCCUCGACGGCCACUGCUCCAAUUAACCCUCAUGCAUUGCUCUUGGCGCAGCUGCCCUAUUUGAAUCAAGGAAUGGCGAGAAAUGAGAUACCCGGAAUGCCCAAUCCAGCGUUUAUGGCAUCGAAUAUGUCAAUGCCAUCCAGUUCUCCUCCAGUCCCACCGCCAAAUGUCUACUCCUCUCCACUCGUCAUCCAAUCGGAGGUUGCCGACGCUCCGGCCGCUGCGCCAGUCCCUAAUCAACCAUCCACCAGCAACAGACCACUGGAUCCGAUGAUGCCAGAUCCAGAUAUGUUGGCUCAUCCACUAUUCGAACCAACAUUCCAAAUCGCUCGUCAACUUCGAAAAAUGUGGAGUGGAGUUCCAAAAAGGUAUCCGAGACCAGCGGAUACACCAACUGAUCACUUUGAUUUCUACGUUGCCAAAUACGAUGGAGGAUUGGAGCAUUUGUACAAUUUGAUUCGUCUCGAAAGACGCGACGAGGCACAUAUGAAGAAUGCUCUCGAACGGUUCUUCAAUGAAGAAUUCAUCGGACCGCUCCUUUUCAAAGUGUCGCCAAAGAUCUGUAUUGCGUUCAACAAGCCAAUGUUGGACACCUGGGAAAACAAUCAAUUCUUCCUCGUCGACACCAGAAUUCCAAGCUGCUGGAAGAUGAUGUACGUCGAUGAUCAGUGCGACUAA